This is a messenger RNA of Cryptococcus deneoformans JEC21, 1131 nucleotides long. RefSeq lists its product as hypothetical. Bases 36 to 950 code for a protein of 304 amino acids. The transcript is spliced from 6 exons. The record is from RefSeq and is a predicted model, not a curated record. NCBI's taxonomy places the organism in Eukaryota, Fungi, Basidiomycota, Tremellomycetes, Tremellales, Cryptococcaceae.
UUUUCAUUUUCACUUAUAUUAUUUAGAAGAGUAUAAUGGAGCAGGGCGACAUGAAAGCAGCCUCACACUCAGACCACAGGAGGGAGCAGAGUCACGCACAGCCAGAGGCUCAACGGGCAGCUCCGACACAACACACUACGACUGCCUCACACGACCUGCGUUUCAUCGACCAUUAUCUGGACGACGAAGAGGCAGCUUUGGGCCAUGUGCGAGGAAGGUUUCAAAGUAUUGUUAGUAGGGUAGAGGAACUUUUCGGCUUUCUGUACAGCGCGACCAAGCCAUACACUGACAAGGUAGUAGCUGUGGCAGAGCAGAACCCCAUAUUAUUUACUUUUGCGUCUAUCUGGAUUGCUUUUAGCAUCAUACCAAUUAUUAUCUUCGCUGGCUUCGUAGCCUUUUGCACUGUCACAAUAUUUUCCAUCGCUACGUUUUUCAUCUGUGCAACAAUCGUUGGCAUCUUACUACUUACGUUCUUUGCGGUGAUUGGUACCGUGGUAAUCGCCUCGGCUAUACUCAUUCCUACUCUGGCUAUCACUACCAUCUUAUCAACUCUCACGUUGUCCUUCUUACUUGGUUUAUUUGUCAUUCAUCGACUAUACCUCCAUUUAUCCGCGGCGACAUCUGAUGAGUGGAGCCUUGAAGCUGUUGGACAAGGUUUCAAGGGAUGGGUUGAAGAAGUCGGAGAAAGAGUAGGAUUAGAUGGAUCAGAGACAAUUGUGCUCAAACAGAGUCCAGAUGAUGAUGACGGAAGAGCAAAAAUAAUUGAUGAGAAGAACGAUUCCAGUGGUGGUGCAACUUCGACGACCGCCGCUUCAGAGAGCGAACAGGCCGGCCAUAUCGAAGAUGAGAAGGCGAAUACCAGGGAGCUCAAUAUGGUCACUUCCAGCACCCUGGAAAAGACAUCACAAAACCACGACAAUCGUCGUUUACGAGACGCUGCAUCCACUUAGCAUUAUUGUAUUGAUACACAAACAAAAGCAUUCAGAGCAUCAUAGCAAAUAAAACACACGACGGUAAAUGAUGAUUCAUGAUGUGUCCUCUGUUGGAGAGAUGAUAUAUGUAUGUUUUUAGUAGUACAGUAGUUGGGUACUGUACUCUUGCAGUCCCUUUAUACAAUUGAUUUGAAGCCAG